AUCACGCCCGAUAUAAACCACGCAGGUCGCCUGCUUUCGCUUCCAUCUAUACGGUUGUAUUAUAGCCUUGUAAUUCGUCCCGAGCAAGCACUACUCCGCAAUGCUUCCUCGAUCUUCUUUUCGCGCAACCAGAGCUCUCGAGCUUCCCGUCAGCUAUGCGCCCCGUCAGUCGUUGCGCGCGAACUGCCUAAAGAGCAGACGUACACAAACUCAGCGGAGAUGCAUGGGCGAGUUCCCUCGCAACUAUAAGAUUAAGCCCGACCCGCUGGAAGAAUGGCGAAAUCCCCCACCCAGCAAGUGGCCGAACAGGAUUCGACUGCUCAUGAUGCCCUUCCUUGGCGCAAUUAUAUAUUCUAUGUGGACCGAGUCGGACUCGCUGAAGACGGAAACGCCCUCAAUCGCACAAAAAGAUGCCCUUCUCAAGCGCGAGAACGGUGUUUCCCAAGAAUCGCCUAUGCGCCUACGAAUGGAACAAUUCAUAAAGCAGCAUCAGAAGCAGAUUGUUUCUGAACUGGAGAAGGUCGACGGUACAAAAUUCACGAUUGACUCGUGGCAGCGGCCAGAGGGUGGUGGUGGCAUUACUUGCGUGCUGCAGGACGGCAAGGUUUUCGAGAAGGGCGGCGUGAACACCUCAGUGGUGUAUGGCCGCCUGCCUCGCGCCGCCAUUCAGAAGAUGCGCGUGAACCACAAGGCGCUCGAUCCUGACGUUGACUCGCUCGAAUUUUUCGCCGCAGGCCUGUCCAUGGUCUUGCAUCCCUCGAAUCCCAACGCGCCGACAGUCCACCUGAACUACCGCUACUUCGAAACCGCCGACGAGCUGGGUAACACCAACGCUUGGUGGUAUGGUGGUGGCUGCGAUCUCACGCCCUCAUACCUCUACGAUGAAGACGCGAUACACUUCCACAGCGAGAUCAAGCAAGCUUGCGACAAGCACGACAAGGCAUAUUACCCACGCUUCAAGAAAUGGUGCGACGAGUACUUCAACAACAAGCACCGAGGCGAGACACGCGGUGUAGGCGGCAUUUUCUUCGAUGACCUCGAUGAGACUGAAAAGGACCAAGAGCAGCUUUUCAGCUUCGUACAGGACUGUCUGUCUGCUUUCCUGCCAUCCUACCUGCCCAUAAUCAACAAGAGGAAGGACAUGCCAUUCACAGAGGCACAGAAGCACUGGCAGCAGAUCAGGAGAGGGCGAUACGUUGAGUUCAACUUGGUGCACGACCGGGGUACAUCAUUCGGUCUGAACACGCCUGGAGCAAGAGUAGAGAGCAUCCUUAUGAGCUUGCCGCUCACAUCAAGGUGGGAAUACAUGCAUGCACCUGAGAAGGGCAGCAGAGAAGAGCGCCUGGUAGAAGUCCUCAAGAACCCUAAGGAGUGGGUAUAGAUAAAAUGUAUAAAUACUGUAACAUGUAGCAACAUCAGAGCAUUUGAAAAGGUGCGUUUUGUUCGCACAGUGUCGUCGUGACAUGCAAAGUAGCACACAUGCCACGGUCAUCGAAGUAUGCCACCGUGAAGACUAUUCACGUCCGAUCUUGUACGUGUAGAUGCUUGACUGAUUUUCCAAGACUAUGUUCCUUGAUGUGAGACAAGACGAAGUUAGAGGAUUCGUAGGGCUAUUUCGAUACGUACAACCCGCGGUUUGAUACAACCAGCAUAUCCUGAUGUUAGCACUGAGGUCGAGAACGUUCACAAAAGGAGCAUGAGUCGGAGAAGAAGGAAUGCGUCGCACGGGGCGUGCACGUGACAGGCUUCAUCUCCACCUUCAAAGUUGGCUGCAAACAGAGACUUGAUGGCGAACGCA
Boeremia exigua is the source of this 1798-nucleotide messenger RNA. Its product is annotated as coproporphyrinogen III oxidase. The coding region runs from base 101 to 1381 and encodes 426 amino acids. Lineage: Eukaryota; Fungi; Ascomycota; Dothideomycetes; Pleosporales; Didymellaceae. The record is from RefSeq and is a predicted model, not a curated record. Gene Ontology annotation, molecular function: coproporphyrinogen oxidase activity. The transcript has 2 exons. Gene Ontology annotation, cellular component: mitochondrial intermembrane space; cytoplasm.